Messenger RNA from Aplysia californica (California sea hare), 835 nucleotides. RefSeq names its product calmodulin-regulated spectrin-associated protein 1-B-like. The record is from RefSeq and is a predicted model, not a curated record. NCBI's taxonomy places the organism in Eukaryota, Metazoa, Mollusca, Gastropoda, Aplysiida, Aplysiidae.
GCAAGGAGGAAGAGGGUCGACCCUUGACCCCAGCCACCCAGACUACCUGGAGGUGGAGAGCGUCACCUCGGGCCAGCCGUCUCGCUUCACCUCCCCACACCCGCCCUCCUCAGCCCACCAGCCCGCCACCGAGCAGCCACACUCGUCCUUGACCUCCUCCCCCCUGUCGUCCCGUGACCCCCGACCCCCCGCAGAGAGGCUGGAGCCCCUGAUGCCCGCCCAGCUGCGGCCCACCAAGGAGCGGGAAGUGUCGCUGAGCAAGGCGGAGGAGAGGGGAGACAAUUACUUUUCCCAGAUUUUUUCCAACUGCCUCAACCCUGUCAACUGUGUCCUCGGCAGAACGCCGCGACGCACGGGUAGAAAGAGCAACUCCCCCACGGAGCCACAGUCCCCGUCGCCCUCCCCCACCGGCCCGCCGCCCCCUGACCUGGGCGGGUCGCGACCCCCGGGGGGUCGUAGUAAGCCCGAGUGUGCUGGUGACGAGGACGGUGUCAGUCUCAGCUCGUCCUCCACAGGGACCUGUGUGACCCCGCUGCCCCCAGGUGACCCUGGCCACGGCCAAAAUAUACACUUUGUUGUUCAGUGAAAACAUACACUUUGUAGCACAGGGAAAACAUACUCUUUGUCCUACAGGAAAAACAUACUCUUUGUCCUACAGGGAAAACAUACUCUUUGUCCUACAGGGAAAACAUACACUUUGCCAUACAAGGAAAAUAUACACUUUGUCAUACAAGGACAAUAUACACUUUGCCAUACAAGGAAAAUAUACACUUUGUCAUACAAGGAUAAUAUACACUUUGUCAUACAAGGACAAUAUACACUUUGUCAUACAAGG